Messenger RNA from Papaver somniferum (opium poppy), 891 nucleotides. RefSeq names its product pentatricopeptide repeat-containing protein At1g12300, mitochondrial-like. Gene Ontology annotation, molecular function: protein binding. The coding region runs from base 1 to 891 and encodes 296 amino acids. NCBI's taxonomy places the organism in Eukaryota, Viridiplantae, Streptophyta, Magnoliopsida, Ranunculales, Papaveraceae. The record is from RefSeq and is a predicted model, not a curated record. The transcript has a single exon.
AUGAAAUUGGGUCCAACAUUACUGCAGCUUCGUCAUACAAGAGGUAAUCAUUCAUAUCUGCAUCUGCAUCAUACAAUUGUGAGAGCUUGUUAUUAUCAUAGAGUAGUAGUAACACAGUUUGAGAGUUUUGUUAGGGAUGAGUGUAAAUCUGGAAGGAUCAAAAAGCUUGAUGAUGGAUUGAAAUACUUCAAUCAACUCAUUUCAGAAAGGCCAUUACCAUCUAAUGAUACAUUCUGUCAUGUGUUGGGUUCACUAUCCAAGAUUGGAUGUUAUUCUGAUGUGAUUCUGUUGUAUAAGAAGAUGAAUUUGCUUGGAGUAAACCCCAGUAUAUAUACAUUCAACAUUUUGAUUAAUUGCUUCUGUCGGUUAGGCCAAGUGAAUCAUGGGUUUUGUUUGCUUGGAGAGAUGUUAAAGAGAGGUUAUCAUCUUAAUUCUGUCACUAUCAAUACACUGAUUAAAGGGUUGUGUAUCAAGGAUGAGAUUGAACCGGCCUUUCAACUGUUUGCUAAAAUGACUCACCCAGGUACUCAACCUGAUGCCGUUACGUGUAAUACUCUUAUACAAGGGCUUUGUAGAAUUGGUGAAGUGGGUCGUGCUCUUCAGCUUAAAAACAACAUGGUGAAAUGGAACUGCAUCCCAACUGUUGUUUCAUAUUCUGCCAUUAUAGAUACUCUUUGUAAAGGAGGUCUAGUUGAUCAAGCUUUGGUUCUCUUCUCCGAAAUGCAUCUUGAUUCGAAUGUGGUACCUGAUGUAGUUGUUUACACUUGUUUGAUCAAUGGACUUUGCAAUUCCGGACGAUUGAACGAGGCAAAGAGACUCCUUCAAGAGAUGGACAAUAGAGGAAUCUCUGCCAAUGUAACGACUUAUACUACUUUGAUUCAUGGUCAUUGA